Molecule: messenger RNA, 931 nt
Organism: Hippoglossus stenolepis (Pacific halibut)
Lineage: Eukaryota; Metazoa; Chordata; Actinopteri; Pleuronectiformes; Pleuronectidae
Product: polyubiquitin-like
Exons: 2
Coding region: 176-667 (163 amino acids)
Biological process (GO): modification-dependent protein catabolic process; protein ubiquitination
Cellular component (GO): cytoplasm; nucleus
Molecular function (GO): protein tag activity; ubiquitin protein ligase binding
Source: RefSeq, a predicted model, not a curated record
CGAAUCUUACUCAGAGGGGAGGGAGCUGAUCAGCUGGGCCAGCCUCUAUAUAAAGUGACGAGUUGAUUCUUCAGCUGUUAGUGUUGUUCUUGCUACUGAACAUCAUCAGCUUCAUUAUCUGCUGUUUACUGAAGACCAAGUUUUCCUGAGACGCUUCUGCUUUGAAUCAAGAGACAUGGAUUUAAUCAUCACUAUGCUGAACGGGAAGACUGUAGACACACUGAGGGUGGACCCCCAGGACACGGUGGGCAGCCUGAAACAGGUCCUCCAACAGAAAAUGGGUGUGCCCGUUGAGAGGCAGAGGCUGGUGUUCGACAACGGCCAGCUGAUUGACCUGAGCGACGACUUGCGGACCGUGGGCUCCUACGGGCUGCAUGCCGGCUCCAGGCUGUCUCUGCUGGUGAUCGAGCCGAGCCCGCCGAGCCGGCCGGCCACCUUCCAGGUGUUCCUGAGGAAUGAGAAGAACGAGGAGACCCCCUACGACAUCACAAGCGACGAGACCGUGAGCGACUUCAAGCACAGGGUCCAGUGCAGGGAGGGAGUGGCGGUGACUCAGCAGAGGCUGGUGUUCCAGGGCAGGGAGAUGACCGCCGGCAAACUGUCCGACUACAACGUGCAGGCCCAGAGCACCAUCGAACUGUUAAUGCGUCUGAGAGGAGGAAACUGAUCAUCAUCUGAUCAUCACAGAGCCUUAAACACAGUGCUCACUAUUUGUUUUAUAUUUUAACAACACAUUCCAACAUAAAUAUAUGUUUCUUUUACAUGAGCAUCCAUACAAUCUUUUUGGGGGGAAAUUGAGGAAAAUGUUAAACCAGAAGCCUAAAUAGAUACAAGCUCUCCAGCGAGUUUGUUACAAAUAUGUUCGGAACUUUUUCUGUAAUCCUGCUGUGAUUUUUAUGUCUUGGCUUAAUAAAGUGAGUUUCAAUGUGAA